Molecule: messenger RNA, 950 nt
Organism: Camelina sativa (false flax)
Lineage: Eukaryota; Viridiplantae; Streptophyta; Magnoliopsida; Brassicales; Brassicaceae
Molecular function (GO): chromatin binding
Source: RefSeq, a predicted model, not a curated record
AUGUCUUAUCAGACUAGUCCAACGAUACCCGGAGAUUUCGCCGAUGACGUCGAAUGGUGUGACGAAAACUGGCCAGAACUAGAGUUCCGGUCACCGGAGGACGAAGCUUGGUACGCCGUUGAGGUUGCGGAGAUGUGCGACGCCUUGUUGAUUAGCUUCAACGGGUUCACUUGUGAUUUCGACGAGUUUUACCCUUCCGACGAUUUCAAGAGCUCAGACGAGAUUCAAGAGUUUGAAGAGAGGUUUCGAGCUUGUUCUGUUCAGAUGCAAGACACUGAGUGUCCCACUGUCACUGAUGGAACCAAGGUUUGCGCCACGUUCCCUUCCGUCACAGGCGACGUCAAGUUCUACGAUGCCAUCGUCGUCACGGUUGAGAGAACGAAGCAUGAACGUGACGAGGAAGGGAGCGAAGUGUGUGGGUGCAGUUUCAAAGUUUACUGGAAACAAGGUCCUUGGGCUAACCAAGUGACUUCUGCAAAAGUUGGAGACAUUUGUCUUAGAGCAGAGGAUAACAGAAUGAAUCCUAUAGUGGUUUCGUUCUUGAAAGAAGCUAGAAGGAAGCUUACUGGAGAAGCAUUUCUCCAAGGGGAAGAGACAGAGUGGCAAAAGAUCUUGAAGAAGGUCAAUUCUGCUAUUGAGAAGAACUUAAGCUUGUCUCUUCCAGAGAAUCAUGGCUAAAGGAGUAAUAUGUUGUGGUUUUAUUGCGUUUAGAAAAGUAGAGAUCUCUAUGAAUCCUUUUGAGGUAGUUUCUUAGUUAAGAAUAGGAUGAUAAAUCUUGUUUAUGUAUCAAUCUUUGUUCUGAAACUCUAGUAUCUCUCUGUUGGUUAUAAUUUGUAGUUCAAGUUGGGUUUUUUUUUUUUUGCACUCUUUCGAUAUUGACGUCUUGAGAGGAUCAUCAAUGUUAACCUGUAAAAAAACAAAAUAUGGGUCAAAAGAUGAUAAUAACAGUC